This is a messenger RNA of Erinaceus europaeus (western European hedgehog), 787 nucleotides long. RefSeq names its product cystatin-13-like. The record is from RefSeq and is a predicted model, not a curated record. The coding region runs from base 271 to 696 and encodes 141 amino acids. The transcript is spliced from 4 exons. Gene Ontology annotation, molecular function: cysteine-type endopeptidase inhibitor activity. NCBI's taxonomy places the organism in Eukaryota, Metazoa, Chordata, Mammalia, Eulipotyphla, Erinaceidae.
UCCUCCCACCCACACCUUGAACCUUAAGGGUGCUGGGGACAAGAUUGGAGCUGGGAGGAGCUCAAGUCCUUGGGGAGGAGAGAGGUUGUCCCUGGGGAUCCAGACAACCAGCUUCAGACUAAGCACACAGGAAUGUGGGCGAGGGCUGGGUUCUGAUGUGGGUCUGGGCAUAGCUGAACCAGUUCUGCCAGGAAGCCCUUGGAUAGAGGCACAGGACCAGAUCUGGGAGGCCUGAAGGAACUUGGUCUGUGGUUGCUGGGCUAAUGCAUCAUGGCCAGGCUCUGUCUGAGUCUGCUGUUCUUGGUGGCCUCUGCAGUCCUUGUGUCCAGAAGUGUUCACUCCUGGGGCUCAUCGAAGGUGGUGAGGGAAUUCAAGGAUAUCCCUAAAAACUAUGUCUAUGUGCAGCAGGCACUGUGGUUUGCCAUGAAAGAAUACAACAGCAAGAGCAGAGACAAGUACACUUUCAAGGUCGUGGACAUUUUGAGAUCCCAGGAGCAGGUCACAGAUAGUUUGGACUACUAUCUCGAAGUCAAAAUUGCCCGAACAAUGUGCAAGAAAUCUUCAGGAGAAAAUGAAAACUGCUUAUUACAAACUGAUCCUAAAAUGCAAAAGAUGUUGCUUUGCACCUUUAUUGUUGCAUCCAAGCCCUGGAAUUUUGAACUCACCAUGCUGAAGAAUAAAUGCAAAGAUACAUAAUUAUCUCCUAGCACAUUAUUCUGCUCUCACUUCUAUUUUAAAGAGGCAAAGACACCUAAAAGCCCUUAAAAUAACAUGGAUGACCCACAGA